UCAAACGACUCUCUCUCUCUCUCUCUCUCUCUCAUCACAAUGUCAUCAGAUAGAUGAUGAACACUCCUGCUGUGAAAGAAACCCUAUUCCUAUUCCACCAUAGCCGCCACCUCCUUCUCUUCUUCUCUUCUCCCUCAGAAGAGCAGCACUUACAACUUCAUCAUCACCAUCAUCAGGAUGGAAGACCCAAGAGAGGAGUACUGGGAAAUUCAGGAAUACACAUCAUCAGAUGAAGGAGAAAGUAACACUAACACUAGGAGUAGUAGGGUGAGUUGGUUAUUGGACAAGGGUCUGAAUCUGGGAAAGAAGAUUGUGAUCACUGCUAUUGUGAUCUCAUCUGCUCCGUUGGUUCUUCCUCCACUCGUCGUUAUCUCUGCGCUUGGGUUUGGAUUAUCGGUUCCUUUUGGCUUUGCCUUUGCAAGCUAUGCUUGCACUCAGAAGCUCAUGGACAAGUUGCUUCCAUACCCAACAUCAUCAUCAUCAUAUCCUCUUAUGUUGGAGAAUGGAACAGUACUGUCCGAAGAAGAAAAAGAAGAAGAACCAAUGAAAGAAGUAGAAGAAAGUGUGAAAGAAGUGGGGUAUGGGGAAGAUUUUGGUGAUUACUUAGAUGCAUCAAAGGCAGAGGAUUAUGGAAAUCAAAGCACUGAGAAGAACAAGGAAGAACCGAUGAAUUUGAACGUUAUUGUAGAUGAAAAAGUGAAGGAAAAGGUGUCUGAGGAAGAUGUUGCCAUUGGUGAGUACUUAGAGGGAGAGGAUCAUGAUGAGGGGACAUUGAAUUUGGAAGGGAAGUUUGAAGUGAAAAUUGAAGAUGAAGAAGAGGAACCAGUGAUGGAAAGAAGCAAGGGUCCACCGCUAGAGGAGCUGUUAGUUGAGGAUAAUGUGGACCAAGUUGUAGUUUCAGUUGAUGAAGAUGGAAAAAAUGCUAGUGUAGAAUCAGAUCUGGUUGAAGAAAGAGGUGGUGAAAUUGCCAAGGAAAUCAAUGCGAAGAAUUUCACCACCAUCAUUGAGGAAAUGGAGACAUCAUUAGUUGAAGACACAAGUAUGAAAUCGGAGAUGAAAAGAGCAGAAGAUGAGAGGAAACUUGAAGGGCCAAAAGAAAAUAAGGAGAUUAUUCAAGAAAGGGGAAAUAAAGAAAAUGUAGAGAUGGGAAGCAUGAUAGAAGGGAACAGAGAUGACAAGAAGAAUGUUGAGCAUGUCGUGGUAAUAGAGGACCCAAUUGAGGACCUUAAUGGAUCGAUAAAUGAGAAGAGACUAGGGGAAGCUGUUGAAAUGGAAAACAACAAAGCAGCGAUGGAGAGUGGGGGAACCAAGAACCAAAUUGGUAGUGUGGUCCAGAAAGAACCAAAAGGAAGUGCAGAGUUUUUGGAGCUUGAUGUGUCAGUAGAGGUACAUGAGAUUAAGGAUGCUGGAAUUGAUUCCGAGACAGAUACUCCUAUGCCUGCCAGUAAGGUAAGCGAAGAAAAAAUAUGGGAACAGAUUGAUGCAUUGAGAACUAUAGUGGGAUAUAAAGCUGCACCCCAUGCAACGUGUGCGGAGGAACUAAAAGCUCUCUACAUCUUCACUGGAGUAGAGCCACCUGAGCCUGUCUUGUAUAAAAACCAACCAUCUGAUCUUAUAGAAGUCAAUGACACGCUUCUGUUUCUCAUGUCCAUAGUUGGAGUGAAGUAGGUAGAACUAUUCUAUGUAUGCUUCUAUUUGUAUUUGGUUGGUUUUAUUACAUACUUGAGUGUGGGUUGUUUUGCUAUACAAAGUCUCUGUUUUAUGUAUUUUGGUUUCUGGAUGACAUUUGUUAGGGGCAUUCACAAAGUAAUUUAUCAUAUCAAUU
This is a messenger RNA of Camellia sinensis, 1825 nucleotides long. Its product is annotated as nucleolin. The record is from RefSeq and is a predicted model, not a curated record. NCBI's taxonomy places the organism in Eukaryota, Viridiplantae, Streptophyta, Magnoliopsida, Ericales, Theaceae.